CAUCGGCCUUUCCUCUCCGUCGCUUAAAAUUUGGCGGUAAUCCGAAAUUUCUGCAGUUUUAUUAUCUACGAACCGAGAAUCGUUCUUGGUCGGCUUGCGUUUGAUGCUGAUCGAGUGAAUUCGAAACUCUGUGGUUAUUUCGCAGUUUCACGGGGUUUUCAGCCGAUUGUUGAUAUCUCUGGAGUUCUCAAUUUCAUGGCCAUUUACAAGUAUAUGAAUGGUGCUAAUUUUCAGAAUGAUGCUUGGUUGGCAAGCUGCUUGCAACUCAUAAUCAAAGGGAAAUAAGUUAAGCAAACAAAUUGUUCCAGAGAUUUCAACCACGAGAUCAGUUGAGUCCAUCAAUUGAAGAAUAAUAUCAGUACUAAUAAUAUUAAUAAAAAAAGGGGACAAUGGGAAACACACGAGAAGAUACAAAACCACCUUUGGCUGACGAGGUCUCUAGCCUCACAAAGCAGAGAGUUGCUGCUGCAAAGCAAUACAUUGAAAGGCAUUACAAGGAACAGAUGAAAAGCCUUCAAGAAAGAAGAGAGCGGCGCAAUUUACUUGAACAGAAACUAGCUGAUGCUGAAGCAUCUGAGGAAGAUCAAGCAAACCUGCUAAAGUUUCUAGAGAAGAAGGAGAGUGAAUACAUGCGUCUUCAGAGGCACAAAAUGAGCGCUGAUGAUUUUGAGUUACUCACAAUUAUAGGAAAGGGUGCUUUUGGAGAGGUUAGAAUAUGUAGGGAUAAGACAACAGGUCAAGUGUAUGCAAUGAAAAAGCUCAGGAAAUCAGAAAUGCUUCGAAGAGGCCAGGUUGAGCAUGUGAAAGCUGAAAGAAAUCUACUUGCGGAGGUGGACAGCAACUGCAUAGUCAAGCUUUAUUGUUCAUUUCAGGAUGAAGAAUAUCUGUAUCUUAUCAUGGAAUAUCUUCCGGGUGGAGAUGUGAUGACAUUAUUAAUGAGAAAAGAUAUCUUGACUGAAGAUGAGGCCCGAUUUUAUAUAGCGGAGACUGUUUUGGCUACAGAAUCUAUUCAUAAACACAACUAUAUACAUAGAGAUAUCAAGCCUGAUAACUUACUACUCGACAGAUAUGGCCAUUUAAGACUAUCAGAUUUUGGACUGUGCAAGCCUUUAGAUUGUAGCACUAUAACAGAAGAUUUUUCAGUCAGGGACAACUUAAAUGGGGGUCCAACAAGUGAUGAAAAUUCUGCAGCUUCAAAACGCACACAACAAGAGCAACUGCAACAUUGGCAGAAAAAUAGGAGAACGCUUGCUUAUUCCACUGUUGGUACCCCUGAUUACAUUGCUCCUGAAGUUCUGCUGAAGAAGGGAUAUGGAAUGGAGUGUGAUUGGUGGUCAGUUGGUGCUAUCAUGUUUGAAAUGCUUGUGGGGUAUCCACCUUUUUAUUCAGAUGAUCCAGUAUCAACAUGUAGAAAGAUAGUGAAUUGGAAGCAACAUCUGAAAUUUCCAGAGGAAGUUCAACUUUCUGCAGAAGCAAAAGACCUGAUAAGCAAACUCCUUUGUGGUGUGGAACAGAGGCUCGGUGCCAAUGGUGCAGAGGAAAUAAAGGCUCAUCCUUGGUUUAAUGGAAUUGACUGGAACAGCAUAUACCAUUCAGAAGCUGCAUAUAUUCCAGAAGUCAAAGACGAGCUUGACACCCAAAAUUUUGAGAAGUUUGAAGAGUCCGAGCACCAGUCUCAGUCUUCAUCAAAAUCUGGGCCAUGGAGAAAGAUGAUCUCAUCUGAUGUCAACUUUGUUGGGUACACAUACAAGAACUUUGAAAUUGUGAAUGACUACCAAGUGCCGGGGAUGGCUGAACUUAAAAAGAAGAACACAAAAGCAAAGCGGCCAACAAUCAAGUCACUUUUUGAUGAUGAACCAGAAAACCCUGGGACGAGCAGUGCCUGAGCGUCGGCCUGUCGACCUGCUUUACUUGGAUCACUCAGAAAACAACUCUGGUAAAAACAGAUAUGAACUUCGCCUCCAUUUGUGCCUCUCAACAGAACACAUACAUGUGCUGCCUUACUUAGCCUCUUUAGUUUCUAUGAUCCAAGCAUUGCAUACUUCGAUGUCAUACUCGUCUUUCCUUACCAACUAUUUUUCAUUGUUUGUAUUUACGAAUGUGGUUUUGAACAAAUGACAUUUGACAUAAAAUACCUGCUCCACCUUUGUGCCAACCAGCUAGUUGAUGCAUUGUUC
Molecule: messenger RNA, 2177 nt
Organism: Andrographis paniculata
Lineage: Eukaryota; Viridiplantae; Streptophyta; Magnoliopsida; Lamiales; Acanthaceae
Exons: 14
Coding region: 390-1886 (498 amino acids)
Biological process (GO): intracellular signal transduction; peptidyl-serine phosphorylation
Molecular function (GO): protein serine/threonine kinase activity; ATP binding
Source: RefSeq, a predicted model, not a curated record